This is a messenger RNA of Vicia villosa (hairy vetch), 1335 nucleotides long. RefSeq lists its product as uncharacterized. Gene Ontology annotation, molecular function: DNA helicase activity. The transcript has 4 exons. Gene Ontology annotation, biological process: DNA repair; telomere maintenance. Lineage: Eukaryota; Viridiplantae; Streptophyta; Magnoliopsida; Fabales; Fabaceae. The record is from RefSeq and is a predicted model, not a curated record. The coding region runs from base 1 to 1335 and encodes 444 amino acids.
AUGACUUAUCAACAAUGUUAUAACUCAAUUCGUCAUAUCACUGCAAAAUUAAUCCUCACAGAACCACAGUUGCAAAAUCUGACUUUGAUACAAAUUGAGGAACUCCUUCAAGCAAAUAGAAGGACACUUAGGGAAUUUAAACCUAUUCCGUAUCCUGAUACCUACAUUCUUCAACAAUUGGGCAAUAGACUGAUAUAUGAUGAGUGUAAUUAUGAUGUUGCAUCAAUGAAAUUCGAAUUUCAAAAUCUUUAUGCUGCUCUUACAGAUGAGCAAAGAGCUAUUUAUGAAAAAAUUAUGCAUGUUGUGGUGUCUCAGAAUCCAGCCGUGUUCUUCCUUCAUGGAUAUGGAGACAUGCUACGACAGACUAAGCUUAUAAUUUGGGAUGAAGCACCAAUGGCACAUAAGUAUGCAAUAGAAUCACUUGACAGAACUUUGAAAGAUGUUAUGAGUGCAGACAAGAAUUCAAAAGAUGUCUUUGGUGGAAAGGUGGUUGUUUUUUGUGGUGAUUUCAGACAGAUUUUACUUGUCAUUCCCAGAGGUAGUCGUUCCAAUAUUGUACACUGUGCCAUAAAUGCAUCUUACAUAUGGCACUCAGUUGAGGUCUUAACAUUGAAAAAAAAUAUGCGACUUCGGUCUGGAACAACACAUACUGAAAAUAACGAAUUAGCACAGUUUUCAGAUUGGCUCUUGAGGAUAGGAGAGGGCAGAAUAUCUGAGCCUAAUGACGACAUCGCCGAAAUAGAAAUACCACCAGAUAUUUUGAUAACAGAAUUCGAUGAUCCCAUUGAGGCGAUUGUCAAUAGCACCUACCUUGAUUUCAUCAAUAAUUUUCAAUCGAAUGAAUACCUUAAAAGUCGGGCAAUCCUGGCAUCUACACUUGAUACUGUUGAUCAAAUCAACGACCAUAUACUUAACUUAAUGCCAGUGGUUGAUAUCCUCACACCAGAGUUUCUAAGUUCACUACGCACAUCAGGUUUGCCUAACCAUCACUUAAAACUAAAGGUCGGUACACCUAUAAUGCUCAUGAGAAAUAUAGAUCAAUCUGAAGGUUUGUGUAACGGCACAAGGCUAUGCAUAACAAAACUGGCAACCGAUGUUCUCGAAGCUUUAAUAAUGGGUGGAAAAGGUUCUGGAAAUUUGGUUUACAUACCGCGAAUGGACAUGUCACCAUCCCAAUCACCAUGGCCAUUCAAACUGAACAGAAGACAAUUCCCUGUUAUGGUUUCCUAUUCCACGACAAUUAACAAAUCCCAGGGACAGUCACUGGAUAAUGUCAGUUUGUAUUUACCAAGAGAUGUUUUUACCCACGGCCAAAUUUAUGUCACAUUGUCAUGA